UACGUGUUAUUUCUGCGGAAGCCACGUCAAGAUCAGCAGACGUCAACAAGGUUCCAACAAUUCGUGAGCCUAGCGAAAAUAUAGGAAUUGCUUGUGAAACCAAGCGGGUGCUUUGUCAAAAUGCAGGGGCAGUAUAAUAUGCGCAGUCCAGCUGUUAAAAGGCUGAUGAAGGAAGCCCAUGAACUGAAAGAUCCAACAGAACUGUACUAUGCACAGCCUUUGGAAGACAACUUGUUUGAAUGGCACUUUACAUUGCGUGGUCCAGAAGACAGUGAUUUUGAUGGCGGCAUAUACCAUGGACGCAUUGUCCUUCCACCAGACUAUCCUAUGAAGCCACCAAGUAUUAUCUUACUAACACCAAAUGGAAGAUUUGAAACCAACAAAAAAAUAUGCCUUAGCAUUUCUGGUCACCACCCUGAGUCCUGGCAGCCUUCAUGGUCCAUCCGUACAGCACUUUUGGCCAUUAUUGGAUUUAUGCCAACUCAUGGUGGUGGAGCCAUUGGUUCCCUUGACUACACUCCUGAAGAGCGCAAGGUUUUGGCCAAGAGGUCUCAGGACUGGAAAUGUUCUGAUUGUGGUGAUUUGAGCUGUAAACUCAAGCCACUGACUGCUGCAUCAGAGAAAGCAUCCAAAGAAGCAAAAGAACUUGCAGCACAAAUAAACUUUUCUGGGGAGAAAACUAUCAAGUCAGAUACAAGUGGAAGUGAUGAGCCUAAAUCAACACCGAAUAGCACUGCUGCAACAGCAGCACCUGGCAGUGGAAAGGACACUGCAGGAGCAUUUCGCCCACUACUUCCUGGGGCUCAGUUUCCUUGGCCAGUUCCCCCUGGAUGGCCUCUAGCAGGAACAAAUAAUUGUUUGGGUGCUGUUCCUCGUUUUCCUUACCCGCCCUACUGUAUGCCUCCAAACUUUGCAGCAUCUAACAGCCAGAGAGGAACAAGCAGUGGAGCCCAGCAGAUGCCCUUUUUUCCACCGGCACCAUUUUUUCCUCCCUUCUUGGGAGGAAUGCCUCCAUUUCCACCAACCCACUGUGCUCAGGCAUCACACCCCCAGACUCCUGGGGCAAGCCAGACAUCACAAGUUGAUCAGCCUGCUCCCAGCACCUCAGUGAGCUUGCCCAGCCACCACAUCCUCCUUGACACCACCGUUGGAUUCUUCCCCAUCACCAGACGUUAAGUGACUUCUUUUUCUCCUGCUGCUUCGCCAGUCAUGGUGCCAAGUUCUUCAGAUCCAAGUGUUGAGCAGGUUGGAUCUACAAGUUCUUCAAGCUUUGGCAAGUCCACCUCUGGUACUUCUUCAGUUCCAUCUGAGGCUGCUGCUAGUUCUUUAUCCACUAUGCAGCCAAACCCAAAUGCUGCCACGCCCUCUUCAGCAAGCACCCAGCCGACCACAGAACUGCGGCAACGUCAGAUGCAGCCAACAUCUCCAUCGUCUCAGUCAGCAGGAACAGCCACAGGCAUGAGCAGGGGGGACAGUAACAACAGGCAGCAACACUCAGAUGGUACAGCUAUUUUCAUCAUGAUGAUUUUGUUAGGCGUAGCAAUAAGUCUUCUGCUGGUUCGACGUCUGUAUCUCUGUUACCUAAGUUCAGACAUGCAGGACAUAUUUGAGGAGUGAUGAUCUUUUCACAUGAGGACAGACUGUUAAUGAGGCUGCAGUCUCAUUUUGGGAGUGAACUGGCAUGAUGAGACAAAAUGUUUUUGAAUUCAAUUGUGUGUUAAUGCUAGCAAGUGUGCAAUAAGUGCUUUGUUGAGAGCCAUGAGUUCUAUGUCAUGCUGGAUUUAUUCCUUUUACUGUCACUGAACAUUUCCGGAUGACAGUGACCUGUGUGUGUGAGAGAGAGAAUGGGCUGCUAUGAGCAUUUUGUGUUUGAUUCAUUUUAUUCAUGUUAUAUUUUAUCUGUCACUAUGUGGGAAAACAGAAGGCAGUUGUAAAGUUCCAUUUGAAGUCCAAUAUGGUUUUGUUAUUUUAGGUUACUCCAGAUAUACUAGUCUGAUUAGAUUUUAAAAAUAUUUUUGUUCUGAUUGCAUAUAAAUGUGAACUGUGCAUGCGGUCUGAAAGAAUGGGAGAAUAGUAAAUCACCUGUUGACAAAGAUUUAUAAGCUACCAAGUUCCUGAGUAUUGAGUAGGUGACUAGUAAAAUUGCACUUCUCAAGUAUCUGCCUUACAGGAUCUUAACUGAUGGUAAGAAGGCAUGCAGCCUUUGUUCAAAAGUAUUUUAAUUUUGAUUGGAAAAGAUGGGUGAAAGCUUCAUCUUAAUGAGGGUUAGAUGGCUAUGCAUGAAUGCCUGAGUAGUGAAUUACUUCACACUCAUUUUCAUGCGUGUUAAAAUAAUCUUUGCAUCUUGAAUAUCAAAAACAAAGUUUCUUCGCCUGAACUUUUAUGAAGGAUUGGGUAUUUUUUUGUGAUGCAUUAUUUUGUAAUUUUGAAAUGUUAUGUUGCUUUUUUUGUUAAUAUUAGGUGCAAUAGUUUCUUCUGAGGUGUUGGUUUUACAAUUUUGCAAUAGGUAGCAUCACUUUAGUAAUAUUUUAGCAUUGAAAUCUCAUUUUCAGAAUAGUUUGGUAUCUUACGGGGUAAGUGGCACUCCAUCACUGAAAGAUUGAAGUAAAAGGCAUUCCAUUACUGAAAUUCCAGGCUGUCCCAGGAAUAGAGUUCAAACAGGACUUUAUUCUCAAAGUUGACUAUUUUGAUGCCUGCUUGAACUGUUGACUGAAAAAAACCUUUCCGUCCACAGCCUUCCAAGGAAUGUUACGGGUGGCAGGCAGUAGUCAGCUGUGUUCCAUCUUUAAGCCAUGCCUGAUCAUACUGGUCUUUCCUGUCUCUAGAUUAUAUAUAAUUUUUGGGUCUCUCCCCUCUCUAGAUGUAUGUAUAAUUUGUAGGUGCAUGUGUGAUUCAUCAUGUACCUAAAAACAGAAAAGAGGAAGAAAAACAGGUCAUAAUUUUGUUUCUGCAUUGCUCAAUAUUUUAGUCCAGUCUGUGCCGAAAGAGUGGUUUUGAGACAAUGAGUACCUUUUAGGUAAGAGACUGUGAUUCUUUUCUGUGAAGCUUAGCCUCUGUGCAUAGCCUUCCUUUGAAAUAAUUACAUUACAACUCAAAAAGAAUUUUUUUUUUUUUUUUGUAAAUAAAGAUUUGAGAAAA
Pomacea canaliculata is the source of this 3138-nucleotide messenger RNA. RefSeq names its product ubiquitin-conjugating enzyme E2 J1-like. NCBI's taxonomy places the organism in Eukaryota, Metazoa, Mollusca, Gastropoda, Architaenioglossa, Ampullariidae. The record is from RefSeq and is a predicted model, not a curated record.